AUGGCUUCCUCCGCCGCACAAAUCCACAUCCUCGGCGGAAUUCGAUUCCCUUCUUCUUCCUCCACCAAUUCCACUCCACGAAGCGUCUUCUUCGGCAACAGAAUCAGUCCUUUCUCUACUCCAACAUCUUCUUUCCUAAGAAUAAAACGCACAACUAGCACCGUCCCUUCCAGGUACUCAGUCGGUCCAGUCCGUGUUGUUAACGAGAAAGUCGUCGGAAUCGAUUUAGGAACGACGAACUCAGCCGUCGCUGCUAUGGAAGGAGGUAAACCAACGAUUGUAACGAACGCUGAAGGUCAGAGAACAACACCUUCCGUUGUUGCUUACACCAAGAGUAAAGAUCGACUCGUUGGUCAGAUUGCUAAGCGUCAAGCUGUCGUUAAUCCGGAGAAUACUUUCUUCUCUGUGAAAAGGUUUAUUGGUAGGAGAAUGAACGAAGUUGCUGAAGAGUCUAAGCAAGUUUCUUAUAGAGUUGUUAAAGAUGAGAAUGGGAAUGUUAAGCUUGAGUGUCCUGCUAUUGGUAAACAAUUUGCUGCUGAGGAGAUCUCUGCUCAGGUUUUGAGGAAGCUUGUGGAUGAUGCUUCGAGAUUCUUGAAUGAUAAAGUAACGAAAGCAGUGAUUACUGUGCCUGCUUACUUCAAUGAUUCGCAGAGGACAGCUACGAAAGAUGCUGGUCGUAUCGCUGGAUUGGAAGUUCUUCGUAUUAUCAAUGAGCCUACGGCUGCUUCUUUGGCUUAUGGGUUUGAGAAAAAAAGCAAUGAAACUAUUCUUGUCUUUGAUCUUGGGGGUGGUACUUUCGAUGUCUCAGUACUUGAGGUUGGUGAUGGUGUUUUUGAAGUGCUUUCUACUUCUGGUGAUACACAUCUUGGAGGUGAUGACUUUGACAAGAGAGUUGUUGAUUGGCUUGCUUCAACUUUCAAGAAAGAUGAAGGUAUAGAUCUUCUGAAAGACAAACAAGCGCUUCAGAGGUUGACGGAGGCAGCUGAAAAAGCUAAAAUUGAGCUUUCCUCACUGACUCAGACAAACAUGAGUUUACCUUUUAUCACCGCUACGGCUGAUGGGCCUAAGCACAUUGAAACCACUCUUACCCGAGCCAAAUUUGAAGAAUUAUGCUCCGACUUACUUGACAGGGUCAGGACACCGGUGGAGAAUUCCCUGAGGGACGCAAAGCUCAGCUUCAAAGAUAUUGAUGAGGUCAUCCUUGUUGGUGGAUCCACACGUAUUCCUGCUGUUCAGGAACUCGUAAGGAAGCUGACAGGGAAAGAACCCAAUGUGUCAGUCAAUCCUGAUGAAGUUGUAGCUUUAGGUGCUGCAGUUCAGGCUGGUGUUCUAUCUGGCGAUGUGAGUGACAUUGUUCUUCUUGAUGUGACGCCACUAUCGCUUGGUCUGGAAACUCUUGGUGGUGUCAUGACCAAGAUCAUUCCAAGAAACACCACGCUUCCAACUUCUAAAUCAGAAGUCUUCUCAACAGCUGCAGAUGGACAGACAAGCGUUGAGAUUAAUGUGUUACAGGGUGAGAGAGAGUUCGUAAGAGAUAACAAGUCUAUUGGUAGCUUCCGUCUUGAUGGUAUUCCGCCUGCACCACGUGGAGUUCCACAAAUCGAAGUCAAAUUCGACAUCGAUGCCAAUGGAAUUCUAUCUGUCAGUGCUUCGGACAAAGGCACUGGAAAGAAGCAGGACAUCACCAUUACUGGUGCUAGUACCUUGCCCAAGGAUGAGGUGGACACUAUGGUGCAAGAAGCAGAGAGGUUUGCGAAAGAAGACAAAGAGAAGAGAGAUGCGAUUGACACAAAGAACCAAGCUGAUUCUAUGGUAUACCAAACGGAGAAGCAGCUUAAGGAACUCGGAGAGAAAAUUCCUGGUCCAGUGAAAGAAAAAGUUGAGGCUAAGCUCCAAGAGCUCAAGGACAAGAUAGGAAGCGGAUCGACCCAAGAAAUUAAAGACACCAUGGCAGCUCUUAACCAAGAAGUGAUGCAGAUUGGCCAGUCUCUGUACAACCAACCCCAACCAGGUACUGGUUCUCCUCCUGGAGGUGAAGCUUCCUCGGCAUCUGACUCAUCAUCCUCAAACAAAGAUGGAGACGACGGUGCUGAUGUGAUCGAUGCUGACUUCACAGACAGCAAAUAA
This is a messenger RNA of Arabis nemorensis, 2127 nucleotides long. The record is from the annotation of a GenBank genome assembly. NCBI's taxonomy places the organism in Eukaryota, Viridiplantae, Streptophyta, Magnoliopsida, Brassicales, Brassicaceae.